UUACAUGUAAAAGACCAGAAUGAAUUGGAUCUGAUAAAUAUACGGACAAUUUUAAAUCAAGCUGUUAGCUGUCGCGGUCGUUUUAAGUCAGUUUGUGUCAUCUCGACCCUGUUUAUUACAACGAGAACCCCAACGGAGAAACCGCAAGAAAACAAAUGAGUUUUUUUAUUGUCAACUAGAGCGCUAACGAGUUAGCUAACAUUAGCUGCAGGCUCACAGCGCUACAGGAGCCGAACAGAGCAGCAGCAUAAGUAGCAGCUCAGUUAGCCAAUAAAGGAAAUAUCAGAACCAUGUAUUUUCUCUAUACAAUACUCGCAUCUCUGGUUUCUUUUUUCAUUUUAAAAUGGCUGAAAAAAAGGAGAUAUUGUACCGACGUGAAGAGACUCGAUGGCAAAACGGUUCUCAUCACAGGUGGUAAUUCUGGCGUUGGGAAGGAGACAGCAGUGGCUCUGGCAAUGAGAGGGGCGCGUGUCAUUAUUGCUUGUAGAGAUGUGGGCAAAGCUGAGAAGGCCGUGAGGGAGAUCAAGUUCAGGAGCCGGAGUCUGAACGUCCUUCACAUGGAGCUGGACCUGGCCAACCUACAGUCGGUACGGGACUUCUGCAAGAGCUUCCUCCAGGGAGAGAAGAGGCUUGACGUCCUGGUCAAUAAUGCGGGCAUGCCUAGUGUCCUCGACUGGACAGACGACGGCUACAGCAUGUGUUUUGGCGUCAACCACUUGGGUCACUUUCUUCUAACUAAUCUGCUCCUGCCUCGUCUGAAAGAAUGUGCCCCCAGCAGAGUGGUCACGCUCACGUGUUCUAACUACAAAUACCAGAAACUGGAUUUCCAUGACCUCAACUACAACCUGCUCCCGUUUUUUACCUAUUGUCGCAGCAAACUGGCCAACAUCUAUUUUAGUCAGGAACUCGCCCACCUCACAGAAGGAAAAGGAGUGACUUGUUUUGCUGUGCACCCUGGCUUUGUUCAAAGUGGGUGGACCUGCCACUACUCCAUCUUGUUCCGGAUGCUGAUGCAGGUGAUCAUGUGGAUGUUUUUUUUGCCAUGCGAGAUUGGAGCUCAGACUGUCAUUUACUGUGCUGUGUCAGAUGAAGCUGCCAAACACAGUGGUGGUUACUUCGUGGACUGCAGACCUGCCACUUUGCGUCCUUUCGCAAGAGACACUGGUGUUGCAAAAAAACUGUGGGAGGCCAGUGAGAGGCUUGUGAAGCUGGCCUGAUGUCAGAUGGAUGGGAAACCAGUCGUUUUUUUAUAUUUGUUUAUUUUUAACAAGCAUUACUAAUGGUAUACCUUCAUGACAAUUUUCAAAAUGUUUUUAUAAAGAUGCACUUUUUAAAAUUUUAUUUAAAAAAUCUAUUACUUUGACUGGAAAAAUUAUGUGAUAAUUUCAUUCAACAUGUUUACAUUUAUUCAAUUAUUUAGAUUAGAGUUUUUGUAUUGACUAGUUUGCAGUGUAAGUUCCACAUAAAAAAUUGAGUCAGAUCUAUUAAUUAAAGUGAGAACUUUAAGGACAAUGUUGCAUAAAAUGUUUUUGUAAUGGCGAGAAAUUAUGAAGGUGGUGAAAAGGCAAAAGUAGAUUUGUUCACUUGUUUUUUUUUUUUAAACAGCACCAUCUGAUGGUGGAACAACGAAAUAGCAGUUUCAUUUGAAUCAGUUCUCCACCCAUCUAUGCAGUAAAUGAAACUGAAAGAUUUGUGGUGGUGUUCACAACUGAGCUGUGACUACUGGACACGAUCCGACCUCUAAAGGAUAAUACAAAUAAAAUACAGGGGUUGUUGUCAGGUGAGUCUUCCUACUUUUCAAAUUUAAAGACAAUUAAUAAACCAGAGGAAAUGGCGAAACAGAUAGCUUUUGUUGAAAGUUUCCUGAGCUGCCAUGUUUGUUCAGAGACGUUCAGUGAUCCUGUGUCUCUGAGCUGCAGCCACAGCUUCUGUUCAAGCUGCCUGACACAACUCUGGGAACAACCUGGAAACAAGAACUGUCCCAUCUGUAAAAGAAGAUCUUUGGAGGAAAAUCCAACUAUUAACCUUUCUCUCAAAGAACUCACUAUUCUGGGCUCUGAGGGCUUCAGCUCAGGGAAACACAGCUGGGAGGUGGAGGUGGGAGAUCAUCCUGGCUGGGUUGUUGGUUUGGCUAAAGAAUCAGUUGACAGAGCACAAGGUUUUGCUUCACCAAAAAAUGGAUUCUGGUGUUUAUGGCAUCGCAAUGGUAAAUACACUAAUGAUUUUGGUAAAACUCUGAUAGUGAAGAAGAGUCUCCAUAAGAUCAGAGUCCAGCUGCACUAUCACAGGGGGGAGGUGUCCUUCUAUAACCAAAAAGACAUGACUUUCAUCUACACUUACAUAGACACUUUCACUGAGAAACUCUUCCCAUAUUUGAAUAUUGGAAAAGCUGCUGAAGCAAUAACCACUGAAAUUAAAAUCUGUCAAUCUCAGAUUUCUCUUUCAUGUUCACGGAAGUGAAUUGAAAACAUCAUGAGUGUUUGUAGCUUCUUAUCAUCUAUGUUUAGAUACAACAUUGUGUCAUUUGUUUACAUUGUUACAUUUUUCUUUAUAUCAGACUAGAUUGUGUUUCAUCCCAUCUGUUGUCCAAACAUUGUCUCUUCAUAAGAGCCACAUUGAGUCGACUUCAACAAAGUAAGAGGUGAACACUUGAUGUUAACACUUUAUGUUGAUUCACUGGUUCCAGAAUGUAAAUCUUUUCACUAUUUGUUAUUCAAUUUUUAACAGAAUAGAGAGUAAUUUGUUAUAAUGUCUUAGAAAUUCAUUUUCACUAUCCACAUUAUGACAAAUCUUUGUUUGCCAUUAUGAGGUUUUGCAAAUAUAUAUUUUUUUAUUUCUUCAAUAUUAAAUGAUGUUGUCUACUCAGA
Messenger RNA from Betta splendens (Siamese fighting fish), 2867 nucleotides. RefSeq lists its product as uncharacterized. Bases 291 to 1217 code for a protein of 308 amino acids. The transcript has 4 exons. The record is from RefSeq and is a predicted model, not a curated record. Lineage: Eukaryota; Metazoa; Chordata; Actinopteri; Anabantiformes; Osphronemidae.